This is a messenger RNA of Histoplasma capsulatum G186AR, 1566 nucleotides long. Its product is annotated as decaprenyl-diphosphate synthase subunit 1. Bases 1 to 1566 code for a protein of 521 amino acids. Gene Ontology annotation, biological process: ubiquinone biosynthetic process; isoprenoid biosynthetic process. Gene Ontology annotation, cellular component: transferase complex. The transcript is spliced from 2 exons. Gene Ontology annotation, molecular function: prenyltransferase activity. NCBI's taxonomy places the organism in Eukaryota, Fungi, Ascomycota, Eurotiomycetes, Onygenales, Ajellomycetaceae. The record is from RefSeq and is a predicted model, not a curated record.
AUGCGAGCUCGACCAACGCUCAUGCCCUAUGGGCUUCUCCUCCGCCCAGGGACUCCCACCCGCUCACCGGCUGCAGCGAGAGCAGCAACCGCCCUGAUAUGCUCUCAAUGCUUAAUAGACAGCUGCAUCUCCAGCUCCAGCUCACUCUCAUCUCCCAAUCUGCCAUACAACAUCCGCAGCUACCAUCCUUCGCGCCGAAAAAAUCAAUCGGCCCUUGGCUCUGCCGCAUCCGCCGCCCAAAAUCUAUUCUCGAAAGAGAGCCCCCCUCCUCCUCCUCCCCCACCACUGUCAUCACCUUCUUCCUCCUCGCCCUCACCAGCACUAUUAUCGCGCUCACCAGGAACUUCUCCGCGCUUGCCAGGCACGCCAGGCGGCGUCCCCGUAACCAUUGACCCCCUCCGCAUCGUCGCCAAAGAGCUCAAGUUCAUGAAAAAGAAUAUCCACAAGCUUCUCGGCUCCGGCCACCCCCUGCUCGACAGAGUCGCAAAAUACUACACAACAAGCGAAGGCAAGCACGUGCGGCCCCUCUUAGUUCUGCUCAUGUCGCAGGCGACGGCCCACGGGCCCAAAACGACCCGCCAGGUCCCAUUCGUUAGUGCUGCCGGUAUCAACGAUGGCAUUACAUCCCCUGCCAUACUGUCAGAUACAAACCCGGACCAGAGCGCAUUGCUCUCCUCCACUUCCCCGUCCUCGCUCGAGGCUGCGUAUACUGGGCUGGCAGGGAAUGUUGACGCCAACUACGACGCCGACAGCGGGAACGGCACAGACAUCCUCCCCGCCCAACAGCGGCUGGCGGAGAUUACAGAGCUAAUCCACACGGCUUCGCUGCUGCAUGACGACGUGAUCGAUAACGCCGUCACGCGGCGCUCCACCGUGUCCGCGAAUCUGGCAUUCGGGAACAAAAUGGCCGUGCUGGCGGGCGAUUUUCUCCUGGGCCGUGCGUCAGUUGCGCUUGCCCGCCUGCGCGACCCAGAGGUCAUCGAGCUGCUGUCCACCGUUAUCGCGAACCUGAUCGAGGGCGAGUUCAUGCAGUUGAAGAACACGGAGCGGGACGAGUUGAACCCGUCCUUCACGGAGCAGACGAUCACGUACUACCUGCAAAAGACGUACCUGAAGUCCGCCAGCCUGAUUAGCAAGUCGUGUCGGGCGGCAGCGCUGCUGGGCCAUUCGUCACCGGAGAUUGUGGAGGCGGCUUAUUCGUAUGGCCGGAAUCUGGGCCUUGCGUUCCAGCUUGUGGAUGAUAUGUUGGAUUAUACGAUUAGUGGGGAUGAGCUGGGGAAGCCUGCUGGUGCGGAUUUGGAGCUGGGACUGGCGACGGCACCGUUGCUUUUUGCCUGGAGGGCAAACCCGGAGUUGGGGGCGUUGGUGGGGAGGAAGUUCAGCGGGGAGGGGGAUGUGCAGUUGGCCCGCCAAAUCGUCUCCCAAUCCGACGGCCUCGAGCAAACCCGCGCCCUCGCGCAGGAAUACACAAAUAAAGCCAUCCAGUCCAUCCGUAUCCUCCCUGACACUGAGGCCAAGACAGGCUUAAUUGAGAUGUGCGCGAAACUCACCAAGAGGCGGAAGUGA